AUAUGAAGGUGUAUUAAAUGGCCCAUGGAGAAAGAAUCUAAGUUGUGGUUUUUAUAACUGUGGCUCCGUUCACGAGUCGGAUAAUUAAUAUUCAGUGUGACACUGUGUCCAGACAAUCAUUUUCUAGAUUUUGAGAGGCAAUGACAAUCUUAAUACUUGUUACAGCUCUAAAAUGAAAUUCAACCACGUUGUCUAAAAUUCACUCAUCUUUCAUGACCAUGUUAUUUAAACAUCUGUGAAAGGCAGAAACAAUACUAACAUUUGGUUAUGACCACAUUUCAUGUGAAAGGAAUAUCAUAUAUAUAUUAUGUUUUUAUCUUAUUUAUAUUAUAUGUAUAUAAUAUGUCAAAUGGAAAAAUAUGUAUAGCGAGUUGUAACAUGUUUUGUUGAGGUUGUAUCCUCAUCUUCGUCCCUUUGGGUUUUCAGGCAGGGUUAGCUGUGAGCCUCCUCUGCUGGUCAUACAUGUGAAUUACACCUUUCUAGUAAACCAGCGCAUUAACCACCCAAGCUAAUAGUUUUACCAUUGAACAAUGUUUGUCAUGACAUGUUGAUCAAUUGCAUUUACAUUUUCCAGCACUAGUUUAGUCUAAGUGACUCAACAGUGUCAUUUUUAUGUAAAAUUGUUAUUAAGUCAAGUAUUUUGCUGCAUUUCCAGACUUUUUUGCUUUGGUGAUCUUUGCUGUUGCCUAUGGUUUUGCUGGCCAGUGAGACUUAUACAUUGUUAAACUUGCUUCUGGGAGAAAAAGAGAAAAAGAGAAGACAGAAGGUUCUUCUUUCGUUUUUUAACACUGAUUGUUUAAAAGAUACAAACGAUAGGAUUGUUAUUUUAUUAUAAUUUAUGUGCACCUUGAUGUAUAUUUUGCUGAUAUAUUAAAGACACCAGAUGUAUUUGAAUGAUGACUUAACAAAAAUAACGUGGCUCAGAUGAACAGUGAGGCUAAUGGGCCCUCUUCUAUAGCUACCUUCAUAGGCUCACACAAAUUGUCAUUGUUAGCAGACUUUAUUCUAAGGGAUCGACUCAAGUGUUAUUUUUUUCAAAGGUGAACAAAUGCAAAGGUGAAUAGACUUGAUAAGGAAACAGAAUAAAGGCUGUAGCCAGAAAAGCACUCUGCAUCCCAGUAAUUAACAGAGGCUGCAGUCGAUUCCCCUUCACCAGCGACCCUGCCUGCGGCCAUUCCCACUUCACCACAGCAGUGCAAUCAUUGACUGUUUAGGACCCAUCUGGACACAGAAAGCAGGGCACCUACACUCACAGUCACAACCAGCUGUCGGAUUUGCAGAGGGUGAUGCUUGAUUUUGUGAGGCUGUCACAACAAUCACUGUUUCAUUAUGGCUAGUGUCUUUGUGACAUCAUCCAUGAUCUCGACCAAUUAUUGCACCCUGACCCAUUCCGAACCAAAUUCUGACCUGAACCCUAAAACCAGGUCUUUACCGUACAACCUCAUGCAGUGAAGCGUGAAGUGGCUCAGUACCGAGGGUCAUGUCUAGCUCACGUUGGUGCACUUGUUCUACCAUUCAGACCAUGGAACCUCAGACCGUUGGUGGUUUCUUUGCAGACGCAGGGAGAGGAAUGGGGCAGUUUAGUCGGAUAGCUAUCCUGGAACCACAGUAAGCGAUGCUGGAGCCAACUCCUGCAGUAGCUGUUGCUGAUGCAUUCUUCUGUUUAUGUUUUUUUUAGUGGGAAAAUCUGCAUGUGCCUGUUUGCAUUUUCAGUUCAAGUCAGCCUCCAGACCUUGAACUUUACCCCCACACAGACACUAUAGCAGCACUAUAAAAACCUAUGUGCUCGUUUCUCUGCGGCUGCAGGAAUCAAUGUGACGAGGACAUUAAAAAGGGAGGCGCUACCUCUCAGCUCACAGGCUGGUUCAGUAGUAGUACCAGCGUUUGUUUGGGAUUGUUCAUACACUUCAUACACAUUUUCCAGGUUGAAGAUCCAGGAGAGGAGCAGCUGCUGAUCUCAAAUACUGCAUUGCUGUUUGUAGUAUUUUUGUUAAAAAUUAUUCUACAACUGGAAUUUUCUUUGGCUGUUGACUAGAUUUGGUUAUUACUCAUAAUAGUCAAUGACAAUAGGCAGUCUGGUUGACCCAGACACUUCACAACAGUAACCCAGGAGGAGCAACGGCGUCUAAGUGUUCAAGGAAGCCCUGGAUGAGCAGUGUGUCCACUUGGAGAGAGUGGGAGAGAAGGAGGCACCGACCGCGAAGAUGACAGAUGUUGAGAUCAAGGAGAACCAGGGGCUUGUGCCCUCUGACAAGAAGCGUGGCAUGGAUCCCCGAACCGACCGUCGGAUAAGCGUUCAGAGGGGUUUUGGCACCUCAAGGCAGAACCAGAAUGAACACUACAGCUCCCUGUCCAACAUAAACAGCUUUGAGGACUUUGAGGAGUUUGUUUUAGAUUUUGAUGACUAUGACUUGCUUGAGUCAAUCCACACUCAGCUGGGGUCCCCGAUCGAGCCCAUGCGUCACAGGUUUGAGGACAACCCUGGAGUGAGACGCCACCUGGUGAAGAAAUCAUCCCGAUGCCAGGUGAGCCGUGCCAGCAUCAGUUCUGCUCCGCUUUCCAGCCUGAAGAAGAAGAAGAGGGCUGCAGAGAAGAAAACGCACGAGCUGUUCGUGGAGCUGAACGAGCUGAUUGUGGAGAAGGACCAUGAGAUGCGCUGGAAGGAGCGUGCUCGCUGGAUCAAGUUUGAGGAGGAUGUAGAGGAAGAGACCGAUCGCUGGGGGAAACCUCACGUGGCCUCACUCUCCUUUCGCAGUCUCCUGGAGCUUCGCCGGACCAUCACCAACGGUGCCAUCCUUCUGGACCUUGAGCAGAACUCUCUUCCUGGUAUCGCUCAUCUGAUGGUGGAGACAAUGAUCAUCUCUGACCAGAUCAGAGCUGAGGACAGAGCCAGCGUUCUACGGGCUCUGCUUCUCAAGCACAGCCAUCCCAGUGAUUUUAAGCAUCGCUUCCAUCGCCACCACUCGUCCGGCAGCCUCCACGGUGCCUUCAAUCACAACCAUGUGCAGGACACCAAUGUGCCGCUAGUGGCCGAGGAGCUCGACGAACACCAUGACGGAAAAGGGCCUUUGUACGACCCCAAACAGGACGUGUUUGUCAGCCUCUUCAAAUCACUCCACCCUCUGCCUCCUGAGAGCUAUCCAGCCACGGCCAGAUCGCUGAAGCUUCUUGCCAAAAUUCCCAAAGAUGCUGAAGCUGUCAUCGUUUUAGUCGGGUGUGUUGAGUUCCUGGAGCAGCCGGCCAUGGCCUUCGUGAGGCUGAGCGAGGCUGUGGCUCUGGAGUCGGUGCUGGAGGUCCCCGUCCCUGUUCGCUUUAUGUUUGUCCUGCUUGGUCCCAGUCAAACAAACGUGGACUAUCACGAGAUCGGACGAUCCUUUUCCACUCUGAUGUCCGACAAGAACUUCCAUGAGGUGGCCUAUUUUGCUGAUGACAGACAAGACCUCCUGAAUGGCAUCAAUGAGUUCUUGGACUGCAGCAUCGUCAUCCCUCCCUCAGACGUGGAGGGCAAAGACCUCCUGAAGACCGUCGCUGACUUCCAGAAGCAGAUGCUGCGCAAGAGGAGGGAGCGAGAGCUCAAGAGGCAGCACUCGCUGUCUGGGGUGGUGCAAGACAGCAAAGAGGUGGUUCCGGAGGAGGAGGAGGAGGCAGACCAGGAAGUGGACCCACUGAAGCGCUCAGGAAUCCUCUUCGGAGGCUUGAUCCAUGACAUCCGUCGCCGCUACCCUCACUACGUCAGCGACCUGAAGGACUCGCUGGACAUGCAGUGCAUCGCUGCCGUCAUCUUCAUUUACUUCGCUGCCCUGUCGCCGACCAUAACCUUUGGAGGGCUGCUGGGGGAGAAAACAGAGGGCAUGAUGGGAGUGACGGAGCUCAUCGUGUCCACUGCGACUCUGGGAGUGAUUUUCUCGCUGCUGGCUGGUCAGCCCCUUCUCAUCAUUGGCUUCUCAGGACCCCUGCUGGUGUUUGAAGAAGCCUACUACAAGUUCUGUCAGACCCACAACUUCGAGUACCUGACCGGUCGAGUAUGGAUCGGCUUCUGGCUCAUCUUCAUCGUGCUGGUGAUUGUGGCAGCAGAGGGGAGCUUCCUGGUCCGCUACAUCUCACCCUUUACCCAGGAGAUCUUUGCCUUCCUCAUCUCACUCAUCUUCAUAUAUGAGACCUUCUCUAAGCUCAUCAGGGUGUUCCAGGAACAUCCGCUCCUCGCAGUUUACCCCAUUGACUCCGCUCCAACUACUGGCUUCAACGACAUUGACAUCCCCAUCUUCAACCAGCCCAACACUGCCCUUCUGUCUCUGGUCCUCAUGAUGGGCACCUUCUUUGUUGCUUUUUUCCUCAGGAAGUUCAGAAACAGUCGCUUUUUGGGUGGCAAGGCCAGAAGGAUCAUCGGUGACUUCGGCAUCCCUAUCUCAAUUUUGGUUUCAGUGAUGGUGGACUACUCCAUCACUGACACCUACACACAGAAACUCAACGUGCCGUCAGGCUUCUCAGUCACAUCUCCAGAGAAGAGAGGCUGGAUUAUCAGUCCCUUUGGCGAUAAGCACCCCUUUCCCACCUGGAUGAUGGGAGCAUCCAUCAUACCCGCCCUCCUUGUCUUCAUCCUCAUUUUUAUGGAAACUCAGAUCACUUCACUGAUAGUAAGUAAAAAGGAGCGGCGCCUGGUGAAGGGCUCUGGCUUCCACCUGGACCUCCUGCUCAUCGUGACCCUGGGCGCCAUCUGCCCUCUCUUCGGCCUGCCGUGGCUCACGGCGGCCACUGUGCGCUCUGUCACGCACGUCAACGCACUCACAGUCAUGAGUAAAGCCACCGCACCUGGUGAAAAGCCAGUGAUCCAGGAGGUGAAGGAGCAGAGGCUGACUGGGCUUCUGGUGGCCGUCCUGGUUGGUAUGUCCAUAGUGAUGACGGACGUCCUGCGCCUCAUCCCGCUGGCUGUGCUCUUUGGCAUCUUCCUGUACAUGGGCGUGACCUCACUGACAGGCAUCCAGCUGUACGAACGCAUCACGCUUAUGGUCACCCCUGCCAAGCAUCAUCCAGACCACGUUUAUGUCACCAAGGUGAAGACAUGGCGUAUGAACAUGUUCACCAUCUUUCAGCUGGCCUGCAUCGUGGCUCUGUGGGUGGUGAAGUCCAGCGUUGUGUCCUUGGCGUUUCCCUUCGUCCUCAUCAUGACGGUUCCACUGCGACGUGUCGUCCUGUCAAGGAUCUUCGAGGAGCGCGAGCUGCAGGCGCUGGAUUCUGAUGAAGAUUCUCCUAACUUUGAUGAAGAUGGACGAGAUGAGUACAACGAGAUCCACAUGCUGGUCUAGGUUUAAAUCAGAGCCAAUCCAUAAAUCCCGUGACCUCCAAACAUGAUCCGCUGAUGUGCAGGGAGCAGCAGCCACAGGGGCCUCGUCUUACCUUGUCUUUCCUCCCUAACAUUAGUUAGCACUCUCCAACCAAUCUAUCUGAACCGCUGAUGCAAAUCCAACAAAACGAAGACACUUUCAUUCCUUUCUGUCUCUUUAACUACUCUGCAGCUUUUGGGCGUAGGUGUAAUGACGACAGUUCCUGCAGGACUAGGUACGAGGCUUUAGGCUGACUUUUCACGCUCAUUUUCCUUACACUUAAGAAUAAAGAAUUGGGUUUUUAUGAAGCAUCAUUGUUGACAAUAAAUUCUAGAGCCUGAAUGUUGCCUGCUUAGAUAGCUGCCCCGUCCUUUGUGCUGCUGACCUUGCCUGGACCAAGAUGUGAACAAGGAAGCAGGACUUUAGUGAGAGCUCGCUGAUGAUGUAAGGAGCGGUUGGUGUAGAGGCUGAGCUCUAAGCUGUGGAGGCCUCCUCAGGGUGUGACUGUGCUCUGUUAGCUGAUUAAUGCCCCACACAGUCUACUGACCUUAUUAGCGUGACCUUGGAUGUAUAAUGUAUAUAAUUUAUUAAUCUCAACCUUAUUUUUCUACUUUGUUGUCAGUGUUUGUUCUGUGUCUUUUGGACUUUGGCCGUUCCCACUGAUGUUUAGAUUCCAAAUACUUUAAAGCGUUAGUAUUAAAUGAAACCAAUAUGUAGGCUGACUCACUCAGAGCUGAAAAUAUUACCAUCAUUAUUCAUGAACUCUUUCUUCUUCCCUGCACGACGUCCAGCGUGUGGUGCAUUUUUCACAUAUGUCAUAAAUAAUAAAACACACCUGACUGGAAAAGCAUAGAAACUAAGCAAAAAGAGUAGAUGAAUGAUGUGUUGUACAAUACGACUGUGCGUGUGGAAUUAUGAAUAAAUCUGUGUUCAGACCGGUUUGGAAAUAGAAAGAGAUUUAGUUUCGACCUCCUACAUUGUGCUUAGCGUGGAGCCGUGACUGGCUCCUUCCACACACCGUGGCCGGUGUCACUGAGCUUCAUCACGGCAUGCUACUGUAUGCUCAGUGUGUCCUGGCAAACGACUUCAUCGGGUCAGCGUGUGCUUCCAUCCAUGUCAAAUCCAAGUCAGAGGUGGAGAAUGCACACGGAGGCCUCAGCCCGGACUCGUAUUGACGGCUAUGACACGAGUUUGGAAGAGGUUUCUACAGUCUCUGUAAGCUGACAGAUUACCACUAUUAUUACGGCUUUUUCAAAAUGGAGGAUGCUUCUGCACAUUUGGUGCAGCAGCAUUUAUUGAAUAAUGUGAGUAAUAACCUGUGUUUUUUAUUGGGGUCCAGUGUGCAGGGCCUCAAGAAGUUUUGAUGUGAUCUGUUUGCAGAGUGAACGCGGUUGAGGCUUACGUGGACGUGUUUGUCGUUAGUCCAGUAAAGGUGAGGCAAACGCCUACUGGAGGCAGCUCCACGUCAUGACUGAGUGGACAUGAUUUACAGGUUCAUGUUUUAACGUUGAGCAGCUCCGUGACACUGGCCUCACCGCGGCCACGACGCUACUGAAUGUAAAUGAGGCUGGCUGCUCACAGCUUCAGCCAAUCGGGACGAUUUAACACUGCAUUAGGAGAUAAAGUCUCAGUGCGCUGGUACUGGACAUGACCCCUGGCCCAUUGGUGAGCAGAGAUGCUUUCAUUCUCUGUGUUUGGUCUGUUUCCCUCCUUCCUUAUAAAAUCCUCCUGAAAACAGAGUCAUUCCUAGAACUGUCAUGGAGAUGCACUGAGCUAUAGCAUUUACAUAAUGGCCAUAAUAGCCUGAAACCCAAGUAGUUCCACAGUCUGAAGGUCGGACAGGCAGAUUUUAACUCAAGAUCUAAUUGUUCCUAAUUCAACAUGAAUCGAUAUCAAUAUCAACAGCACAGGCUUGACAAAUGCACAGAAAAGCUCAGUUUGUCUGUUCCCUAAAGCUAAGCUGCAGUAACUGCAUCCGUUCAUCCAAAUGGUGCCACGGCGACCUCACAGUUAUCAGACUCUGCAGCUCAGCUGGACUGUUCAACGUUUCCACCAGGGCAGAACCUGUGAGCGUAUAUCACACUUGGCAUAAAAUCCUUCCAGUGUUUGCACAGGAGGAAAGGUAGAAUUUAAGAAAAUAGCAUAUGUAGAGCUGCCACUUGUCUGGAGGCUUGAAGUUUUCUGACCCUGGAGAAGUUCUGCUUUGUGACUGUUCUGUUCACCACAUUUCGUCACUUUCUAGCAGCGUAGUCGGAGGCCGGACCACCCAGCUAAUCUAAAGCGCCCUUAUUUUGCUAACCUCUUUAAAUUCAACUUCAUUGACUUGAGUAGAGACAUCUGGCACAGUGUGUUACUGCAGCUCCAAGCAUCACAUGCUCUAAAACCAUAUAGUACAUAUGAAGCAGACCUUUGUCCUUUUCUUUGUUUGACCUUUCAACAGGAAAACCCUGCUUACUGGAGCUUUUCUGUGUUUUGAUGGCACCCGCUGGAUUUAUGGCAACGUGAUGAAUCUUGCGCAUGUUGGCCAGUGUGUGAUGCUUCAACAGCGUCUCCAUCUUGCUACUAUAUAUGAACAGGUUUUCAAACCACACAAGCUUCUGUCUGAAAUAAAUGUUUAUUGUGUGAUUCAAAGACAAAACAACCAUGUGACAUUCUUCAGUGUGUUGCUGUGACAUUUACAGUAGUCAGGUAUAGCUUCCAGAGAUGGGCCAUGUUCAGUUCCAUCCUACAGGUCCAGCAGCAGGUGCCUUAAUGAGUCCUAAUGUUUGAUCAAGUAACUACGGUGCCAGUAUUACACAGGAGGCAUCUAGAGACUUCUAUACGGAACAUAGUGUGGAUAAUAAACAAUGUCCUAAGACAGUC
Betta splendens (Siamese fighting fish) is the source of this 8183-nucleotide messenger RNA. RefSeq names its product solute carrier family 4 member 3 (gene slc4a3). Gene Ontology annotation, molecular function: solute:inorganic anion antiporter activity; monoatomic anion transmembrane transporter activity. Gene Ontology annotation, biological process: bicarbonate transport; transmembrane transport; monoatomic anion transport. Gene Ontology annotation, cellular component: plasma membrane. The transcript is spliced from 18 exons. Lineage: Eukaryota; Metazoa; Chordata; Actinopteri; Anabantiformes; Osphronemidae. Bases 2205 to 5303 code for a protein of 1032 amino acids. The record is from RefSeq and is a predicted model, not a curated record.